UGUGUGUGUGUGUGUGUGAGAGAGAGAGAGAGAGAGAGCGAGAGCACUGUUCAUCAUCAUCUGAGCUGAGACAUGCCAUCACCAACCCGACCCGCCUAUUGUACCCACUUCCAUUUAUAGUAGGCAGACACAGAGACGGAGAGAGACAGAGGGAAAGGCAAUAAGUCAAACAUAUGCAAACACUAACAACAAAAGGUGAAAGCUGGUUCCCGAAGCCCUCCGAGAGAGAAGCCGGGGGGUGCAUUGAGCUAAGAGCAGCCACACAGAGAGAGCCCUCAGACUUCCCAAUCUCUACUCGCCUCCUUCGUUACUGCGGGAUUUACCUGCCGCUUUCAGCAGGAGGCCGUUCCAUUUUUGUUGUUGUUGGUGUUGUUGUUUUCGGAUUCUUUCUCUCCUUUGGAAUAAGAAUUGUCCUGGUCAGCAGGAGCGGGGAGCCUCGCUGCUGCUGUUGCUGAGGCAGGAGGACUCCUGAAACAAGUGAGAGUUGGACACAGUGACAAUGCCUGAGUGAGAUGUACUGGUGAACACUAGUCCCCUCUCCUGGAAACCACUCUCUGCUUUUCCCUUGCAGAUGUCGCCGAGCACCCAGAGAAGGUGCUGCCCUCUGUAGCCACCCCAGUCCGGACUAGCCAUGGCAGCCGGGGUCGCGGCCUGGCUGCCCUUUGCCCGGGCUGCUGCCAUAGGAUGGAUGCCAGUGGCCAACUGCCCCAUGCCCCUUGCCCCAGGAGACAAGAAUAAGAAACAGGAUGAACUCAUCAUCCUCAAUGUGAGUGGCAGGCGCUUCCAAACAUGGAAAAACACCCUGGAGAGAUUCCCAGACACCUUACUGGGCAGCACAGAAAAGGAGUUCUUCUUCCAUGAAGAAACUAAGGAAUAUUUCUUUGACCGGGACCCUGACAUCUUCAGGAACGUGUUGAAUUUUUACAGGACGGGCAAGUUGCACUACCCAAGGCAUGAGUGCAUCUCAGCCUAUGAUGAAGAGCUGGCCUUCUUUGGCAUCAUCCCGGAGAUUAUUGGAGACUGCUGUUAUGAAGAGUACAAGGACCGGAAGAGGGAGAAUGCUGAGAGAUUGAUGGAUGAUAGUGACUCAGAGAACAAAGCGGAGGGUAACCUUCCGUCCCGAACCUGCCGCCAGACCAUGUGGAGAGCCUUUGAAAACCCUCACACCAGCACCUUAGCGUUAGUCUUCUAUUAUGUGACUGGCUUCUUCAUUGCCGUGUCAGUGAUCACCAAUGUGGUGGAGACUGUGCCCUGCGGCAUUGGCCCUGGCGAUGACAAAGACCUGCCCUGCGGGGAGAGGUACGUGGUGGCUUUUUUCUGCCUGGACACGGCCUGCGUGAUGAUCUUCACGGUCGAAUACCUCCUCCGGCUCUUCGCUGCCCCCAGCCGCUACCGGUUCAUGAGGAGCGUGAUGAGCAUCAUUGACGUGGUGGCCAUCAUGCCUUAUUACAUUGGCCUGGUGAUGACCAACAACGAAGAUGUGAGUGGAGCCUUUGUCACUCUGCGGGUGUUUCGCGUGUUCCGGAUUUUCAAGUUUUCUCGCCAUUCCCAAGGUCUGAGGAUCCUCGGCUACACUUUGAAGAGCUGUGCCUCUGAACUCGGGUUCCUCCUCUUCUCGCUCACCAUGGCCAUCAUCAUUUUUGCUACUGUGAUGUUCUAUGCUGAAAAAGGGUCAACACACAGCAAGUUUACAAGUAUUCCCGCCUCUUUCUGGUACACCAUUGUCACCAUGACAACACUGGGCUAUGGUGACAUGGUACCAAAGACAAUCGCUGGGAAGAUUUUUGGCUCCAUCUGCUCCUUGAGUGGUGUGCUGGUGAUUGCUCUACCUGUGCCAGUCAUCGUGUCCAACUUCAGCAGGAUCUACCAUCAGAACCAGCGAGCAGACAAGCGACGGGCACAAAAGAAAGCCAGGCUUGCGAGGAUAAAGAUAGCAAAGACUGGGAAUGCCAACGCCUACCUGCAAAUCAAACGUAAUGGCUUGAUGAACGAGGCAUUAGAGCUCACGGACUCGAGUGAUAAGGAGCAGCAGCAAUCUCUGAACAAACCUGGCUCAGCUGUGGCCAGACAGCAUCACCAUCUGCUCCAUUGCUUAGAGAGAACAACUGGACUGUCUUACCUGUUGGAUGAUCCCCUUCUAUCUAUCCGAACGUCUGCUUCAACCAAAAACCACGAGUUGCUUGAUGAAUCGGUUUAUGAACAGAACUGCCUGGAAGGUUCGAUGCAGAAUUGCCCAUCUACCCACAGCCCGUCUCUGUCCUCAGAGUCUGGGACAACGAGUACCUGCUGCUCCCGCCGCAGUACCAAGAAGUCCACUCAUCUUCCCAACUCCAGCGUGUCAGCUGCUCACCUGAGAAGCAUGCAGGAACUUAGCACCAUUCAUAUCCAGAGUGGGGAGCAGGCGUCCUUCAACACCAGCCGCUCCAGCCUGAAUGACAAAUCGGAGGAGGGUCUGCGAGUGAACUACAAGAGCUCGCAGAUCGCCACAGCGAUCAUCAGCAUCCCCACACCGCCCGGCACUACACCCGAGGGGGGGCAUGAGCUACCCCUCCCCAACCAGUCCAGUACCAGCAUGGAAGCCGCAGGCUGUAACAUAGUGAAAGUGUCUGCCUUGUAAAAUUAAAGCCUUGCCCAGCUCUCAGUCACCUCAAAGAUCACAUCGUCAAGCCUGACACUCGCAACCGCAUGGCAGGGGUGAGAGGGGGAAUUGUGAAUGAGACCAAUCCCAGUGGAAGGGGGAGGGUGAUCCGAAGUCACCGCGUUUGCGUCUCAAAGCAACGGCACAGUUUCAAUCCAGUUUUAUUAUUUGUUUGUCUUUUUUUUUAUUUUCAAUGAGAGCAACAACCGGGGAAGCUCGAGAGGACCAAAGCCGGAGAGACUCAAUGAGGGACAUUUUGGGAGUUAGCAAAAGGAACCAACUCCGCACUGCGUCGUUUUUAAGUACUGUACCUAAUUUAGGUGAUGUUCAAAAUGGAUAAUAUUUAUUCACAAAUUGGAAAUGUGAGAAGGUGAGCCUAUUUGGGGGACAAAAAGCAAGCAGGAUUUUUUUUCCCGUGUGGAAGAGUGACUUUAAACAAAAAGACACAAAAGACAAGAGAUUUAGGAUCCAGAUGUUGUUGUAGUCCCCACUUUUUGACACGUUUCUCGUGUGCGUUACACGUGGAAUAGAAGACAGCUAUUAGCCCUGACGGCAGAGAAUUUGUCUGCUUAUGGUCUAUAGUUACAAUGAGCUUUCAUUUCUGCUGUUUGAUCCAUGUGACAUCUCAGUGUUCAUUGCUGACAUGAAACAGCAUCGUGUGAACAUGGUGUUCGUCAGUUUAAGUACAGUCGGUAGGUGUAUUGUGUGCAGAAAACUGUACCCAGCAAAUUUAAGCCGUUCCAUGCACUGAUUUCUUCUCUCUUCUCAAUACCAUCCCGUUCACUCUCUCACUUACGUAGUGUGACUUUUAUUAGACUUAGUUCAGGAGAAACGAUUUCUGUAUUUUGCAAAAAAAAGUCUUCAGUGCGAAUCAAAGACUUGCAGACUUGCUUUAUUCCCAAAAUCUUUUGCUUCCUCUUUCCAGGACUUUAGCUGAAAUAAAGAUGAAAAAUGUUGGAAAUGCUCGGCAGAACUGGCACGGUCUGCUGUAGGGAGAAACAAAGUUAACUUUUUAGAGGCAGAAAAAAGUUAGAGAUGGAACAGGUUAUAAUCAAGCCAACAAAAAGGGAAGGGAAAGUAAAGCACAGAAGGGAAUGUCUAUUAUAGGAGGGAAAACAGGAUGAGGGAUUAAUGCCAGAAGGGAUAAUGGGCAAAGUGAAAGGAGAUGGGAAAAGAACGACCAGAGAAACAGUUUCUUAAGUAGAUGUAAAUGGCAACAACAAUUUAUCAACAGCUGCUAUCCAAGUAAGUGGAAGCAGAGAUUGUCAUCAGAAAUCACUGAUUUCACCCGAGAGUCCACAGGCUGUAAAGAGCCUAAACAAAGGACAAGCUGCUGUUCUUAGACUGAACAUAGGAAUUAAUUGAAGCAAUGCAGGAGACCAAGGACAGAGAGAUCAGAUGGCCAAUAGCCGACUCACUAGCUAGCCCUUCCAAUAGUAGCAAGAAUUUACAUGUAUACUGCCCUUUCAGCACAGCAAAAUGCCUCUAGAUUUGGUCAAAGGAUUUGCUUUAAGGAGAAUGUUGAAUGGAGGUGUCUAGGGAGGGAAUUGCAGGGCUCAGGCUUAUAGGAAGGGAAGUCAAACAUAAGAAAAUACUGGUUUGUGUCUAAAUUGUGAAUUUCCCAACUCAAACUUAAGGGGAUAGGCUAUGGGUCCCAGAUGCCCACUGCCCUGUUAUCAUUUCACCCUUACAGCAAGUUAGAACCCAUGGAAAAAUCCGUCUGAAUAAUGUGGAGAAAUGUCUUAGAAAGGGGACAUGCAGCAGAACUGGGGAGAAGCCAACAACAAAAUACCUUGCAAUCACAUCAUCAGAGCAUCUCAAUGCACUUUAUAAUCAACUAGUUAUUAUUACAGUGUUACUAGGGGUGAAAAGCAGCAGCUAACUUUAUACACAGCAAGGACCCAAUAACAGCAAUGAAAUACAAUGCUGGGAGCACUGACUCCCCAGAGCCUGCCCACUAUUUACAAUGCAGAAGGCAGGAGCGUGAUGGAAUACUCCCCACUUGCCUGGAUGGCUGCAGCUCCAACAACAUGACACCAUCCAGGACAAAGCAGCCCACUUCAUUGGCAUCACAUUCACAAACAUCCACUUCCCCCACCACCAACUCUCAGAAACAGCAGUGUGUACCUUCUACAAGAUGCGCUGCAGAAAUUCACCAAAGAUCCUCAAACAGAAUCUUCCAAACCCACAACAUCUUCCAUCUAGAAGGACAAGAGGAGCAGAUACAUGGGAACACCACCCUUCAAGUCCCCUGCAAGCCACUUUCCAUCUUGAUGUUCUUUCACUGUCGCUGGGUCAAAAUCCUAAAAUUCCCUCCGUAAGGACAUUGUGAGUCAACCUACUUCAGUGGCUCGAGAAGGCAACUCAGCACACCUUCUCAAGGGUAAUUAGGGAUGGGAAAUAAAUGUUGCCCCAGCUAGCAAUGCCUACAUCCCAUGAAUGAAUAAUAAAAAAAGUUGGAAAAUCCAGAACAUACCGUUUGCAAUUUUCCAACCAUUCCCUUCAAAAGCAACUUGUAGAUAGUGCAUGCCCUAAUUCCCAACAUCUUCCCCGAGAUGUCUUCAUGAACCAAAGCGUCAUGCCAUUUCGCCCAUUCACCGUUAAUUUCCAUGAUGGCAGUGCUGCUGUCCAUGAUAAUGCUGGUGGAGCUCAGUUUGAACACUGGAGAGAAGAUGGUGAAUGAUGCUCCUCGGGGUUUGCCCUGAGGUAAAUGACAGAUGCUGGCAGGCCUUCCAUGUAAGUUGUACCAUAUUACAGAAACACAGAAGUGCUGCGAUGCAGAAGGACACUAUUUGGUCCAUCCUGCCUUUUCCCCAUAUCCCUGUGCACCAUUACUAUCCAAUGCCCAUCUUGAAUUCCUCGAUUGAACCUGCCUCCACCACAUUUCUAGACUGUACGUUCUAGACCUUAAUGACUCGCUGAGUGAAAAGAUUUCUUCUUACAUUACCCUUGCAUCAUGUGCAUAUAGACUUAAAGCUAUACCCUUUUGUUAUCAUAGAGUCAUCAAGAUGUACAGAACAGAAACACACACUUCAGUCCAACUCGUCCAAGCCAACCAGAAAUCCUAAAAUAAUCUAGUCCCAUUCACCAGCAUUUGACCCAUGCCCCUCUAAACCCUUCCUAUUCAUGUACCCAUCCAGAUGCCUUUUAAAUGUUGUGAUUAUACCAGCCUCUUCCACUUCCUCUGGCAACUUAUUCCAUACAUAUACCACUCUCUGAGUGAAAAAUUUGCCCCUUAAAUCUCUUUUAAAUCUUUUCCCUCUCAUCUUAAACCUAUGCCAUCUAGUUUUGGAUUCCUCUACCCUGGGAAAAAGACCUUGGCUAUUCAACCUAUCCAUGCCCUUCAUCAUUUUAUAAACCUCUGUAAGGUCACCCAUCAGCCUCCGAAGUUCUGGGGAAAAUAGCCCCAGCCUAUUCAGCCUCUUCCUACAGCUCUAACUCUCCAAUCCUGGCAACACCCUUGUAAAUCUUUGCUUCACCCUUUUAAGUUUAACAACAUCUUUCCUUUAGUAGGGAGAUGAGAAUUGGCCAAUAGUGGCCUAACCAAGGUCCUGUACAGCUGCAACAUGACCUCACAACCCCAGACUUAAUGCACUGACCAAUAAAGGCAAGUGUAUCAAAUGCCAACUUCACUAUCUUAUCUAACUGUGACUCCACUUUCAAGUAACUAUGAACCUGCACUCCAAGGUCUCUCUAUUCAGCAACACACCCCAGGACCUUACCAUUAAGUGCAUAAGUCCUACUGUGAUUUGCCUUCCCAAAAUGCAACACCUCACAUUUAUCUAAAUUAAACUCCAUCUGCCACUCCUUAGCCCAUUGGCCCACCUGAUCAAAUUUACAAAUUUAUAAACACAGUUUCUCCCUAUCAACUCUGUCCAACCCAGUCAUGUUUUGCAAACCACAAUCAAAACUCCUCUCAGCUCUCUUUUGCUGGAGAGGAAUGGCAAAAUGCAGGUCCCCUUUCUGUGGAAUGUUGUCCAACAAUGUUCUGAAAUGCCCUGUUCAAACAAUGGAGUUCACACUGCUCCUUGGAGUUAGCAAAUUAAAGUCUGGGGUAGGUUCAGUUCCAAACAUGGACCACCCCAGGUCAGUAGGAAACCAGGAAGCACACUUCUUUGUCAGAAGUGAAACAUUGUGAAGGGGAGGGUAAUUAGUCUUAACUAAUAUUGCAUUGUGAGGUGAUAAUCUGGUGGUAUUAUUGCUGGACUGUUAAUCCAGAGAUCCAGGUAAUGCGCUGGGUGCAGGGUUUGGAACCAGCCAUGGCAGCUGGUACAAUUUGAAUUCAAUAAAAUAUCUGGAAUUAAGAAUUUAAUGAUGACCAAGAAUCAAUUGUUGGGGAAAAGCCAUCUGGCUAACUAAUAUCCUUUCGGGAAAGAAAUCUCCAUCCCUACCUAGUCUGGCCUACAUGUGACUCCAAACCCAUAGCAAUGUGGUUGACUCUCGGCAAUAAACGCUGCCAAUCCAGUGAUGCCUUCAUCCUGUUAAUGAAUAAAGAAUUAAAACUUAGGGACUUCAGUGUUACAAAAGUAUUAUCCUGAUUAUUACAUCGCACGUAUUAGGAAUAUCUUUGUUUAUUCCCAUAUUUUGUUGGAAUGCUGGACAUGAUCAUUUACUUUUGGACCAAUAAUGUAAUUGGAUUCACUGUGUAUGAAACAGGAUCACACCAUCUCAGUGGUUCUCGAUGUAGUGCCCCCAACUCUCUUCCAAUGUCCCACCAGACACUGACAAUCUCAUCCGCCACCCCACCGCCACCAUAAUGAAACCAGGAAUUAAAGAUUAUUCUUCCAUACACUGAGAGAGGAUAAUAACACAAAUAUAAGAGUUAGGGGAGCAGGGAGGUUCACUUAGUUACAGUGAGGAACCAUCAGUCGACAUUUUCCCCUCAGUAUUUGGAACUGAAUAUUGGGACCUUUUGAGGGACCUGAACCUGUACUAUUUUCAUUAGGGUUCAUAUCAACACAACCUCAUGUGAGUUAGAGAUAAUGGGAACUGCAGAUGCUGGAGAAUCUGAGAUAACAAAGUGUGGAGCUGUAUGAACACAGCAGGCCAAGCAGCAUCUGAGGAGCACAAAAGCUGACAUUUUGAGCCUAGACGAGUUAGAUUCCUGUGUUGACUAUCUAACCAAUGUGUUCCCAAAGCAGGAGACCAUGUGGUAUGGCCCAGUGCUGACCAACCUCACUGGGAAGGAUAGGUGUUGCUGAGGUAAGAAAGUGAGCGUGAGGGCAGUCAAAAUGGAGGCACCAUCAAAAAGCCAAUUCAAUACAGCCCACAGUUACCCUGUAUGAGGAUGGUUUUGCCUGGGCUGUGGGUCUGGUGAAUCACUCACUGGGCCGGUAAAAUUCAACUCCUCCCCACCACACACACCCCCUUCCCCACCACCAUACUGGUGUGUGCUUACAUGUUCGGUGGGGUGGGGGUUUGGAGUGAGUGGGUCGGACGCCAGGAAAAUGCAAACAAGUCCUGAAAACGAGCCCGAAAGUGGACAUUUGACACACGAUUUUUCUGCGAGCCCUCCUCUUGGGAACUUGCCAGAAGGUGAGAAACACACAUUCAACCAGAAACCUCACAAUGGAAACCAGCCAGAAGGAAAAGCCAGUACUCAUUAAUUGUUUUGGGAUUUGUUUGAGUUUUAAAUAAAUUGCAGGCAAAUUAAUAAAAUGGCCUUCAGGACUCAGAUCACCCAUAUUUUCAGAUAAGUCAUUGAUCAGGAUGAUUUCUACCAACUCUUCCCCAAACACACUUUCUCCCUAUUACCCGCCACAUUCUCUCCACCUCACACCCCUCCCUUGCCCCACCCACCCCCACUCACCGCUCAAACCUGCUUCCAUCUCCCACACACCCACCUCUCGCCUCCUCUCCCACACAUUCCCAUUCCCACCUCACACCCUUUCCCUCAAAUCCCCCUCUGCCCCCUUUGCCCCUCACACCCUCUCCGUUACAUUCCCCUCUCCCACCACAUUACCCACCUCACCUCCUCUCCCACACAUACCCGUUCCCCAUUCCACCCUCACAGCCUUUCCCUUACAUUGCCCUCUCCCCCAACUUUACCCCCCCACCUCCUCUCCCACACAUUCCCUCCCCAUUCCUAUUUCACACCCUUUCCCUCACGUUGCCCUCUCAUCCCAAAUUACCCCCUCACCUCCUCUCAAAGAAACAUUCCCCUCUUCCCCCAUUCCCUCCUCACACCCUCUCCCACACAUUCCACUUUCCCUCACAAUCCGUCUCCUGCUCACUCCCCAUUCUCUUUCAAGAACAGCAUUUGAUUUCAAAGCUGCAUAUGGAAAUUCAAAACAGAGAGUUAUCAUGUCCAAAACACAAUUUUUAUUUGUUUUAUUAAGCUGAUGCUUAAUGUGGAUCAUCACAGAUAGUGAAUCUGUACACAUGCACCCCAUCCCUUUCACUGCAUCUUCAUAAUCUCACUCUUCACUACGUAUCUGAAGAAAGUCCAUCCCCAUCUCUGGAUUGGGAAGUCAAUUCCAUUUUGUUUUUCAGCCCCAAUAUCCUAAAUGUUGCCACCCUUACAUCCUAACUCUGAUCGGAUGAGCUGAAACAUAGUAUUUGGACACAAUUGCAACCCACUUGUAACAAUCAUGUGAAAUGUACCUAGGCUAUUAGAAUGGCUUCAUGUCCUUGUGGGUUAAUUUUCUGAUCUAUGUGCUGUGUCUGUAUUAUUUUAACUAGUUUCAUUUUUAAUAUUUGUAUUGAGGUCUUCCUGUUGAAGACUAAGAUGAAAAAGCUUUUUGAACUCUCCAUCACAGUUCAACAGGAAGACAAUGUAGGGAAAGUGCCUAUGGUCAUAUAUUCUCAGCAUCAGAUGAUCUCUGUAUUCAUCGUACAGUAGAAGAGAUCAAUAAACUUGAUAGUGGUGAGAUAUCCUCCUUGUCACCAAGUGUGAUGCCUCUCUCAAUCUCUACCAGAAAUGUUUCCAACAUUGCUUCCCAAAUCCAUCGCCCCUACCA
Messenger RNA from Stegostoma tigrinum, 9597 nucleotides. RefSeq names its product potassium voltage-gated channel, Shal-related subfamily, member 3 (gene kcnd3). Lineage: Eukaryota; Metazoa; Chordata; Chondrichthyes; Orectolobiformes; Stegostomatidae. Gene Ontology annotation, cellular component: voltage-gated potassium channel complex; neuronal cell body; membrane. The record is from RefSeq and is a predicted model, not a curated record. The coding region runs from base 632 to 2617 and encodes 661 amino acids. The transcript has 8 exons. Gene Ontology annotation, molecular function: protein binding; A-type (transient outward) potassium channel activity. Gene Ontology annotation, biological process: protein homooligomerization; potassium ion export across plasma membrane.